UUAUGAAUCACGCUGAGCAUGAUUAUAAAUCGCGCUGCAGCGUAGUUGUCAACAGUUACGUCUGAUAAUUCUUUGAGUGUGGUUAAAAAACAGUUUAAGGUAAUUACGGAUGGCACUUAUGUUCUUUUUAUUCAUUGUACUUGGCUUUGCAUCGUAUGAAGGGUAUGCUCAAGCUGAACCAGUAACCAGUGUUGUGAUAGAUAAUACAGAAAACCCAAUCACAAUACGUGAUGGAGAAACCCUGACUAUCUCCUGCUCCGUCUAUGACAUAAGGCCGUCCGCAAAUGUAUCAUGGGUAAUAAAUGGUGAAGUAAUUACUGAAGGAAUCUCUCAUAACGUAACGGAGGAUGGUGACGGUUUCGAUACAACGAGUGUCCUGUAUAUGGUGGUUACCUCUGACUAUGAUCAGAAGGAUCUCAUUUGUAGAGCGCGAAAUGAUGAAAAUGAAAUAAAUACAUAUGUAAACAAAUCAGUAACCCUAGAUGUAACAAAUGAAUCAUCUGGACCUAAUAAAGGCAUGAUUGGUGGAUUGGUUGGUGCAGCCUCUGGUGUUACUGUGGUUAUGAUAAUCAUUAUUUCACAAACAAAGAAAUACAAAUCUGGUAAAUGUAAGCAUAGCUCAUCAAGUGAAAAAGCUCAGACUGCAUAAUCAACGUUUUGACUAUAUUUAGAAUGUGUCAGGAAACGAUAGUGACCACUGACAUCAAAUUCCUGGAAAAUCUUAGAACAAUGUUUUUAUUCUUGACUUUGUAUUUGCAAAUUCAAACCCAGCCAGACGUUAUCAUACUAUUUGUAUUGAACAAUUUGUCUAAUAUAUAAUUAAAAUUGGUUGUCGUAAUAAUAA
Messenger RNA from Saccoglossus kowalevskii, 844 nucleotides. RefSeq lists its product as uncharacterized. NCBI's taxonomy places the organism in Eukaryota, Metazoa, Hemichordata, Enteropneusta, Harrimaniidae. The record is from RefSeq and is a predicted model, not a curated record.